AUGUCGCUCGCGGCCGUCCGUCACUUAUCCUCGCUGCUGGCUCGUGCAAACGUCUUCACGCAAAACGUUGGCCUGCUCUGGUCUUCUUUGGAGAAGCUUCGACGCAAGAAGCUUUCUACAACUUCGAUUGCGACCUCCACUACAACCUCCUCUGCAACUACCUCGUCAUCUUCUAGGUCGACUGCAGUUUCUGUGGACUCUGACGCCAAGGUGGUGAAAGUAACAUCUCCAACCACUCAAAAAAUCGUCAAGGUUAACAAGUAUAGACGGCCCUCACACCCAACGUCUGUGCCCUUGAGUAAGCUUUUCUCUACCAAUUUCCCCCUCUCUAUCACCGACCUGUUCGAUGAUUACUCCUAUAGAGAAAAUCCUCACAAGUUUCAGCACGACUUGUUGGCCACGUUGCCGUUCUAUCCUGAUCCAGAUGCGUCUGGGAGAUUGGCCCUGGUGAUUACUACCCACCUCUCGUCUGGCUACGACAUCAACGAGUUUGUCAUUUAUCCUCCAAGCUUCCAAAACAAGCUGGAUGCUGAGCUGCUUGAAUUGUAUGAUAAAUGUAACCAUCUAAUCAUGGUCCAUGGCUACGGUGGAGGUCUUGGUUUCUUCUUGAAAAACUUUGGUCCUAUUGCUCUGGAGGACAACUGGGUUGUUCAUGCUAUAGAUUUACUUGGCUACGGGUGUUCGUCACGUCCUAAAUUCACUGCUGACUCCCUUGAUGCUGUGGAGGACUUCUUCCAUGACUCCAUGAAAGAAUGGCUUCACUUGCGUCGUCUAGACAUUUCUCCACAAAAUAACUUAUUCAUGGCUCAUUCCAUGGGUGCCUACCUCAUGGCCACUUACGGAAUACGUAAAGACCCCAAUUUUUGCAAGAAACUACUCAUGGUUUCUCCUGGUGCCGUGAUCAAACAUAGAAAACAGGUCCCUGUGCCAGGGUACUUCGCCAAAUUGUGGGAACAGAAUAUUUCUCCUUUCACUUUGGUGAGGAAAGCUGGUCCUCUUGGGUCCAAACUAGUGAGCAUGUGGUCGUCUCGAAGGUUUGCCAACCUUCCUGAAAAUGAGGCUGCAUUGCUCCAUAAAUACGCCUACGGUAUAUUCCAAGGUCCGGGUUCUGGAGAAUACAUGCUUAACUAUUUACUUGCCCCGGGCGCAGAUGCUAGACAUCCACUUAUCGAAAGAGGAAUCCACAAGCUCCGCUGCAAAUUGCUCUGGUGCUAUGGCCAAGAGGACUGGAUGGAUAAGAAGGGAGGUGAGUUGUGUUCCAGAAUCAUCAACUCGUUGUCGGGUGAUCCAACUAAAAGUACAACCUGCGAAAUAGAAAACGCCGGCCACCACAUCUACUUGGACAAUAUUGACGAAUUCAACAAGUGGGUAGUGGGAGAGAUGAAAAACUUUUAA
Sungouiella intermedia is the source of this 1395-nucleotide messenger RNA. The record is from the annotation of a GenBank genome assembly. Lineage: Eukaryota; Fungi; Ascomycota; Pichiomycetes; Serinales; Metschnikowiaceae.